Loxodonta africana (African savanna elephant) is the source of this 4199-nucleotide messenger RNA. It is a transcript of the gene LPAR4, whose product is annotated as lysophosphatidic acid receptor 4. The transcript is spliced from 3 exons. NCBI's taxonomy places the organism in Eukaryota, Metazoa, Chordata, Mammalia, Proboscidea, Elephantidae. Gene Ontology annotation, cellular component: plasma membrane. The record is from RefSeq and is a predicted model, not a curated record. Gene Ontology annotation, biological process: positive regulation of Rho protein signal transduction; phospholipase C-activating G protein-coupled receptor signaling pathway. Gene Ontology annotation, molecular function: lysophosphatidic acid receptor activity. Bases 554 to 1666 code for a protein of 370 amino acids.
GGGAACGAUGGAGCACAGGGGAUGGGGCGGGAUCUUGGCUCCUAAUAAUGCGUCCUUAUCCAAUGAAAAGCAUUUCCUAUUGAGACCCCCAAGAGCUCCCCCAGCUCUCAGCUCCAGCCCGGACUUUGGGCCCUUUCUUGUGUCCUGUUUGUUAAAGGCAUGCCGGCAACAGCAUUCUAGAGGCCAGUGCUUAACAAAGGGAAAGAGAUAAAUGUAAAUAGGCUCACAUUUUCAGGAUGAGCGGUCUGCAGUAAGAAGCUGCGGCAGCUGAGAGCCUGCUACUUUUGGGCUGGGCUAACCUUUCCCUUUUUAAAAAAAAAUGGAUAAAAAUAUGCACUUUCAAAGUGCGAGUUGCCCGUUUACAUGUUUACUAGCUAACUGUCUGCAGGCAUGAGCACACUCUCUCAUCUAGCACACUCUUUCUUGGGAGUGAAAAAAAGACCAGACAACUCCAAAGAUUGGACUAUUUCAGAGCUCGGAAGAAAAUAUUUCUUACCAGUCCGUAGUCUCAGAGUGGUGAACUCCUGCAGCUAGCAGGCCUCCUGAAAGAUCCAUGGGUGACAGGAGAUUCAUUGACUUCCAAUUCCAAGAUUUAAAUUCAAGCCUCAGACCCAGGUUGGGCAAUGUUACUGCCAAUAAUACUUGCAUUGUUGAUGAUUCCUUCAAGUAUAAUCUGAAUGGUGCUGUCUAUAGUGUUGUAUUCAUCCUGGGUCUGAUAACGAACAGUGCCUCCCUGUUUGUCUUCUGCUUCCGCAUGAAAAUGAGAAGUGAGACCGCCAUUUUCAUCACCAAUCUGGCUCUCUCUGAUUUGCUUUUUGUUUGCACCCUACCUUUCAAGAUAUUUUACAACUUCAACCGCCACUGGCCUUUUGGUGACACCCUCUGCAAGAUUUCUGGGACUGCAUUCCUUACCAAUAUCUAUGGGAGCAUGCUUUUCCUCACCUGUAUUAGUGUGGAUCGUUUCCUGGCCAUUGUUUAUCCCUUUGGAUCUCGUACCAUUAGGACCAGGAGGAAUUCAGCCAUUGUGUGCGCUGGGGUUUGGAUCUUAGUCCUCAGUGGUGGUAUUUCAGCCUCUUUGUUCUCCACCACUAAUGUCAACAAUGCAACCACCACCUGCUUUGAGGGCUUCUCCAAACGUGUCUGGAAGACCUAUCUGUCCAAGAUAACCAUAUUUAUUGAAGUUGUUGGGUUCAUUAUUCCUCUAAUAUUAAAUGUCUCUUGCUCUUCUGUGGUGCUGAGAACCCUCCGCAAGCCUGCUACACUGUCUCAAAUUGGGACCAACAAGAAAAAAGUAUUGAAGAUGAUCACAGUGCAUAUGGCAGUUUUUGUGGUAUGCUUUGUGCCCUACAACUCAGUCCUUUUUCUGUAUGCCUUGGUGCGUUCGCAAGCCAUUACCAAUUGCUUGUUGGAAAGAUUUGCAAAGAUCAUGUACCCAAUCACUUUGUGCCUUGCCACUCUGAACUGUUGCUUUGAUCCUUUCAUCUAUUACUUCACUCUUGAGUCCUUCCAGAAGUCCUUCUAUAUUAAUACCCUUAUCAAGAUGGAGUCCCUGUUUAAGACUGAAACACCUCUGACCACAAAGCCUUCCCUUCCAGCUAUUCAAGAGGAAGUUAGUGAUCAAACAAUGAAUAAUGGUGGCGAAUUAAUGCUAGAAUCCACUUUCUAGGUACGACAACUGUCUUUGGGUCCAGAUAUGUAUUUUCCUGUGCUAUGAAUAACAGAAGAGAUUUAAAGGUAAUGAGAAUGAGAAUAGAAUAAUGUACUGAAUACAGUCAGAUACAUUUGUUUGAACAUUUAUUGUACAUAUGCUGUUUUGUUCAAUAAUUAUAGGUCGAGUCUAAUUACAGCCAAAAGGGAUUGCCAAACUCUUUUGCUGGGAUGGAAUUUCAGUGUAUCACAUUAUAUAAGUGGCUGGUAGCCUUGACUUUAGAGAUAUGGAUAUUACUUAAAACCUUUAAAAUGGUAUUUUCAUUCCAAUAAUAUUUGGUAAUUGGGUUGGGCCUAUAAAUAUAGAACAAAUUCAGGGAUUUUUUUUUUUAAUUUGUGUUACUACUGAUAUAUGCUAGUCCUUUUCUUUUUUGAAUUGUCAUUGAGUUUGUUUUAUCACAAGAACAUAUUUUAGCCUAACAUUAUUAGUAAGAAAUGUAUCAAAUUCCAAAAAGCUGGCAAAAUUCGUUGUGUGUAUUUUGAAAGCAGAAAAAGAAACUGUGUUUGCAUGAAUAUGGGUGGGAAGAAACAGAAUUAACUGGAUUUACACAUUUGUAGUCACCAGCAGUAUCAGUUUUUAAAAACCUGUCUUCUAUUUUUUACACUACAUUAGGAUUUUCAUAUGGAAAUUCCAAGCCAGAAAGCAGAUAAAUAUGUGCCCAAGAUAGGCAGAAAAUGGAAAAUCAAAUAAAACAACAAAAUGUCAAUAAAAACACUAAACACCACCAAAUAUCUUUACUUAAAACUUCCAUUUAUCUGUGUUUCCGGAGACUGGGUUCUACAAAAUAUUGACUUUUUGUAUGAAAUUUUGGAACACAUUGUAGCCAGAAAGCUGCUGAAUUUGUGUCCAGGUCAGGAGCAAAGUGAAAAAAAUAAAUAAAGCAACAAAAUAAUAACAAAAAUGUUCUUAAAAUUUGCAUUAAUUUCUUUGGGAGAGGGGGGAUAGAGAUCUGUAACUUUAGAAUACCAAUUCUUCAUAUUAAAUUUUGGAGCACAAUAUAUCCAGAGAGCUGGUGAAUUUGUGCCCACGUCUAAAACAAAUUGAAAAAUAAAAUGAACAAACCAAAAAACCCACAAAAUUACAUUAAUAUUUUAUUUAUCCUUUGAGAAUUAUAAAUUUAAAAAUACUGUACUGUCUUUUGUACUAAAUUUUGAGGCACAAUGCAGCAAGGAUGGUGAGACUACGUCUCACAUACUUUGGACAUGUUAUCAAGAGAGAUCAGUUCCUGGAGAAGGACAUCAUGCUUUGUAGAGGGCCAGCCAAAAAGAGGAAGACCCUGAACAAGAUGGAUUGACACAGUGGCUGCAAUGAUGGGAUCGAGCACAGCAAGAAUUGUGAGGAUGGUGCAGGACCGGGCUGUGGUUUCAUCAUGGUGUACGUUGGGUCACUAUGAGUCAGAAUCAGCUCGACUGCACCUGACAACAACAACAACAAAAAUGCAACUGGAAAUCUGUAAAUUUGUGCCCAGAUCAGGAGAGAAUUGAAAGAUAAAUAAAUAAAACAAAAUGAAAUUUAAAAAACCACAAAAAAUUAGAACUUCCUUUUUUGAGGACCAGUAAACUUACAAAUACUGUACUAUAACUUUCAUAUAAUAUUUUGGAUCAUAACGCAGCUAGGAAGCUGCCAAGAGGGGAAUUUUUUUUUUUUUGCUUUGUUUUUGGUUUUUAAAAUUUAAAAUUACAAAAUAAUAACAAAAAGUAAAAAUUUUAACACGAAAAAGAAAUUCUUAAAAAUUUCAUUAGCCUUUAUUUUUCUUUCUGAUGAUAUAUAAAUUUAAUAACACUAAAAUUUUUAAGUAAAAACCUUUGUGCAUAACGUAACUUUAAAAACUGCUAAAUCUGUGCCAUGGAGCCCUGGUGGUAUAGUGGUUAAGAGCUUGGCUGCUAACCAAAAGAUCGGCAGCUCAAAUUCAUUCACCAGCCGCUCCUUGGAAACCCUAUGAGGCAGUUCUACCCUGUCCUGUAGGGUCGGUAUGAAUCAGAAUCAACUCGACAGCACCCGAAAACAACAACAAAAUUUGUGCCUGAGUUAGGAAGUAAUCGAAAAAAUACAAAAACGACAAAACAAUAAUGAAAGUGAAUUCUCAAAAUUUGCAUUAUUUUUCCUCCAUGAUUUAAAGUCCUAAAAAUAAUCAUACAUUGUAUUGUCUUGUGAUGAAAGGUUAUAGAUGAAAUAUAUAAGAUGCUAAGUAGUCUGAGUUAGAUGAAAUUAGGUUAAUUCAGUUGUUAGGUUCAGUUACAUUGUAAGGUCAAAUUAGCAAUCAAAGUAUGAAUAAUGUUUUUGUUCCCUUUGGUAUUCUUUCUUUUCCAUUUCUUGUAAGUGUAAAUUAUAUGUGAACUAUUGCUUGUGCUCUUGGCUCUUAAAAUUAUGAAAUUUUAAGAUUAUGACAUCAAAUUAUUUAAUAAGACAUCUUAAUCAAAUUGACAAAAAUAUAUCAAUAAAUCAUUUUCCUUUUGUGUAAUUUCCAUUUUUAGUUUUGUUUAUUUUUCAA